GGGAGGAGGAAAGGCAAGUGCAAAAUCAGGGACGACCUUGGCCCGGGAACUUUGGCAGCUCUCCUCAUCCCAGCCUUUGCUGCCGGGUAGGCACAGCGCCCUCUCUCCCAGCGAGCGCCUCAGAAGAGCGAGUCCCCAGUGCGCAAAGCCUCCUCUGCCUCUGGGCUCCCUUCUUGUCCACAUAAAACCCUCGGGUAGAGCGUGGAUCGGCUUCCCCCCGCGCGUCGGCGGGACCCGAGCUUCCCCGUCCCGAGGGCGCCCUGCGCCUCCCGCACAGCGAGCCGCUUCCCCCAUCCGGUGGCUUUUCUGGAGGAGAACACCGCAGCGUCAUCGAGAUAUCUUAAGGAUCCAUCUUUCAACACUGUAAAAAGAAGAUUCUCCUUGAAAGCUGGACUAGAUAAAAUACAUGCAGAGGAGGCUCAUGCAGGAGGUGUGCUAGCAAUGAGAGGAUACCUGGUGUUCAUAAUUCUGAGUUGUGUAUUUCUGUAUUAUGUUCUUCAUUGCAUUUUGUGGAGAGAGAGCACCAGUUGGCUACGAGUUAUGGAAAUGAAAAGGUCACCAAUGCUUUCUUGUUCACUGAAGCCUGCUUUUGAGUCUCUACUGAGUUUUCGUGGAAUAUAUCCUUUCAUGUGUACAAGUGAUUUAAAAACAAUAGCUACUCUUCAUGAAAGUGAUAAGAUUGCACUACCCUAUGGAGUAAAGAAAUCAGUGCCAGAUUUCCAUCUUGCUCUCUCAAGACUUCAGAGCUGUGACCUGUUCCCUGAAUCUGACCAAUUGCCCUGUAAAAAAUGUAUUGUUGUUGGUAAUGGUGCAGUUUUAAAGAAUAAGACACUGGGAGAAAAAAUCGACUCCUAUGAUGUAAUAAUAAGAAUAAAUGAUGGGCCUGUUAGAGGACACGAAGAGGAUGUUGGGACAAAAACUACUUUCCGGAUUUUUUAUCCAGAAUCUGUUUUCACAAACCCAGAGGACAGUGAUCCUGAGUCUGUUGCUAUUCUUGCGGUCUUCAAACCUCAUGACUUAAAGUGGCUGUGGGAAUUGCUAAGUGGCAUCACACCAAAGGUUGAUCAUUUUUGGAAGAAACCAGCCUUAAAUCUAAUCUAUAAACCUGAAAAAAUCAGAAUCCUAGAUCCUAUUAUUACAAGAAUAGCUGCUUUCAACAUGCUUCAUUUUCCUACUACUUUUCCCAAAAAGGAGAAACCCAAACACCCAACAACGGGAAUCAUCGCCAUCACACUGGCAUUUUAUAUAUGCCACGAAGUUCACUUAGCAGGUUUUAAGUACAAUUUUACUGAUAAAGAUGGCCCUUUGCACUAUUAUGGAAAUACAACCAUGUCCUUCAUGAGCAAGAAUGAAUACCACAACAUAACUGCAGAACAGAUAUUCUUAAAGAACAUCAUAGAAAAAAACUUCGUUAUUAACUUGACAAAAGAUUGACCUUAAAAGACUCUAAAGAGAUUGAUAUUUCAUCAGUAUUUUAUUUUUUUAUAAAUUUUGAGUUUAUUUUUUAAAAUAUCAAGCUACUUCUGUAAAGCAUGUUUUUCAAUUUUUGUAUAACUUAGAAAAUGUUGAAAGACUGAGUCUGUUAUUGUCUGCUGGUUUAGAUUUAACAGAAAUUGCAUUCUGUGAAUAUAUUUAAUUAUGAAAAUUACAGUUAAGAUAUCAGGACAAAUGUAGACUAUCCUGAAAAUUCAAUUUUUAAAAUGAAAAAAACCCCUCAGUUCUUAUCUGGAAGAAGUCUAUAAAUUUGUAAGGAUCAGGAAAACUGGGUGGCCCAACUAUUCUAUUUAAACAGCCCAAAUCAAAAUAAUUAUGUUCUGAAAGUUAAGACUACCUAAGUAGAAUUGAUCCAAGAUAAGAUGGGCCUGCCUGAAUAUAGUCAGAGGAAAGGGAAGAUAGUUUUACGUGUAUGAAAUUGAAAUUUCCAGAUGAUUUGGAUAAAAAUUUAUAAUUUGCAACUUUGUAUCUCUGACUCAAUGAGCUAUGUUUUGGCCUGAAUAGCCUUAACUUUCUCCAGUCGUCUGUUUAAUCUCUAUUAUUUUUCUCCUCCAAGUCAAACUUGAUCAUGGAAGGCCAUCACAUAGUGCAUUUCUGCAUCUGGAGAAGUUCAUUUCAUUUUGUAGUGUAGGUCUUUAGAAUGAAAUAGAAAUUAAGUUUUCAAAAUUGUAAAUGUAAAUUAUAAAAAUACUUGAAUGAAAAAUACUUGAAUGAAAACUGAGUACAGUUCUUUUUUUCUUGAAAAUGUUGUAAAAACCAUCCUAUAGACACUUUGGGGGAUUGCCUCUCUUGCAACAGAUUGUCUCUGAUCUAGACAUUUUCCCCCCUCCUAACUGAUGUCUUAAGAGUCUUUGCUUGAAACAUUAUAAACUUCAAGACCCAAGCUACCUUAAACUGGACUUCUUGGCGUAUCUGGUUCCUCACUACUGAUGAUAUUGUUGAUAGGAAACCCAUUAAAUGCACUCGAAUAAGACCUUUAGCCCUCCCUAUUAAAACCCUUGGCUUUUAUCUGCAUCACUGAACUGCCCUGUGACCCAUGGGCAAACUAGUUAAAUCCAUCCUGAACUAGUUUCAAUGAUGACUUGGCCAUAAUUUGAGAGUUAGCUGUGGACCAUCAAACCCUUUCUUUCUUUGGCUGUAUGACUAGGAUUUUUCUAGCUGCAUUCUGCACAUUAAAAAAUA
Molecule: messenger RNA, 2676 nt
Organism: Sarcophilus harrisii (Tasmanian devil)
Lineage: Eukaryota; Metazoa; Chordata; Mammalia; Dasyuromorphia; Dasyuridae
Gene: ST3GAL6
Product: ST3 beta-galactoside alpha-2,3-sialyltransferase 6
Exons: 11
Coding region: 442-1434 (330 amino acids)
Biological process (GO): glycolipid biosynthetic process
Molecular function (GO): beta-galactoside alpha-2,3-sialyltransferase activity
Source: RefSeq, a predicted model, not a curated record